AUGUCCGGAAAUACACCCAAAACAAUGUCCAAGGGACUGAUGGGCAUGAAGUUUAUGCAGCGCGCUGCCGCAAAGUCUUCGCCCUCGACACCUAACGGGCCGCCUACCAAGAAAGCGCGCCUUUCGAAUGGCUCUGCUGUAGGAACCUCGGAUCGCGAGAUCAUACAGUCAGGAUUGGACGCAGAAGAAGCGAAACGCCAGGCUGCACUAGACAAGGCCGCUCAACAUGCGGGCGAGACAAAGUGGGUGUUGAGCUUCAAAGACCCUCUCGAAGGAAAGAGGCAAGAUGCAAUGAAUAUCAGGCAAGCGGGGUUUGCUGAGCUUGAUGCGGAGGACGAUGAUGAAGACGAAGAGGAGGACGUCAGACCCACAAGAAUGCAGUUCGGUGGUGGGGUCAAGAAGAAGGCAGAUGAUUCCGUACCCUUUGUCAAGACUGAAAACUCAGAUUCAGAAUCCGAGCCAUCCUCGGAUGAUUAUGAUUCAGACGAUCCUGCGUCAGACCUCAUUCGACAGACGAAGCGCGAGAUGGCGACAGAAAAGCGCGACUCCAAGAAGACGCGCACGAGUACGGGCGAAAACUCAGCCCUGACAACACCGAAGCGACAGAACAACGAUGGAAACCUCCAGGGCUUAACAUCGAUAUCAGGCGGUCGGCGUUCAGGGGGCGGAGGCAGAGGUGGCUUCAGUGGCAUGGCCGAUAUGGAAUGUUAUAAAUGUGGACAGAAGGGACAUAUCGCAGUCAACUGCUCGUCGACACCACGUGGAUCUGUAGGUAGAGGCAGAGGCAAGGGCCGGAGGUAG
Molecule: messenger RNA, 801 nt
Organism: Alternaria atra
Lineage: Eukaryota; Fungi; Ascomycota; Dothideomycetes; Pleosporales; Pleosporaceae
Exons: 3
Coding region: 1-801 (266 amino acids)
Molecular function (GO): nucleic acid binding; zinc ion binding
Source: RefSeq, a predicted model, not a curated record